CAUCGUUUCGCUUGUCCAUGAAGCGACACUUCGUUUUGGUUCUAAGAGUGUACGGCGAGCUUCCCACCCUCUUCUAGUACAAACUCAACAAGGCAAACAAAAUCAACCGGUUUCUCAUCAAAAGUUUCAAUCAACUUCUCCAAAUUCACAGGUUCGAUUGGAUUUGUAUUGGAUGUUUUUUUGGUCAAAAUGUCUUCAAUUAUCAAUGGGCAACCGAGUGAUCAACAAAAUGCCUCCCCGGAUAUCGAUGAGAGAGGUUCAAAGCCUCAAGAGGAGGUUGAAAAUGAGAAUGAAGAGGAAGACGAGGAGGAAGACUUAGAUUUCAACCCUUUUCUGAAGGGAACACCGUCGCCAGAAGCUUCUUCCAGUCUGAGCUCUGAAGUUGAAGGUUUAGAUGGUAAUUCCUUGAAACCAAGGAUGGGUGAAGUGCAAAACUAUGCUGUUGGAGAUUCUGAGCAUGGUGAGGAGGUUGUGAUGCAAACUGCAUUUUCUGCUCAGAGUGAAAAAGAACUUCAAGCUUCCCCUCACGCAAAAUCUAAGAAGAGGAAAUCUGAUUUCAGUUCUCAACCAGAAAAUGGAGGUGUUGGAGAGAAGGGAAGUACCUUCAGUACACAUGCAAUGAGUUUGGAUGAUGACGAUGCUAUAUGGAAGCGCACUAGGGCUCGUUAUUCCCUUGCGAGUUUUACUCUUGAUGAACUUGAGACUUUCCUUCAAGAAACCGAUGAUGAGGAUGACCUUCAGAAUGUUGAUGAUGAAGAAGAGUACAGGAAAUUUCUUGCAGCUGUUUUACAGGGUGGAGAUGGUGAUGGUCAGUCAACGCGAGGUAAUGAAAAUGCUGAUGACGAAGAUGAGGAUAAUGAUGCAGAUUUUGAGAUAGAACUCGAAGAGUUGCUUGAGAGUGAUGAUGAUGACAGUAAAAGGGAUAUGGAUCGGAAAGUAGAGCUUGAGAAACGUGGUCGACGGCCGGAGACAAGGCAGAAUAGACGCCAAAGGGCCUCUGCUGAAUACAAAAAGAAGCUAUUAGAACAGACAAAGAGGCCAUUGCGUCCUCUUUUACCAAUCUUGCCAAAUGGAGCAAUUGCUUCCUUUCCUAAUUCUAACGGGAAGACUUUGGUACCUGAGGGUGCCCCAAGCUAUCUGUGUUCUCCAGCAGAAGAAGGCUUGAUAAAUGGAUUCACUCCAAAGCAAAUAGGCCAGUUGCAUUGUUUGAUACAUGAGCAUAUGCAGCUCCUUAUUCAAGUAUUUUCCCUCAGCAUUCUUGACCCUUCCCGGCAACAGAUUGCCUCCCAGGUGCAGGGAUUAAUUUUUGAGAUGCUUCAUAAACGCGAUGAAGUAAUAGCCUGCAGAAGUAUGCCAUAUCCUGGUUUUUGCUUUGAAGCUCCCUAUGUGUGCCCAUCGGUGACGGAUGAGUUCCCCAACUAUAACACAUCACAAUGCACUGGAUCAUCUUCUACUCCAAACAUGCAGAUGUCUCAGAACAUUUCUACUGCUACGGGAAGAAAUGAUCCUGUUUUCAAUGGACAAAACAGUUCCUUACAAAUUGCUGGUUCUUUAUGGGUACCCUUGGUGAGUGGUCCGAUAAUGUCCAUUAUGGAUGUAGCUCCACUUAAUUUUGUUGGAAGAUAUAUGGAAGAUGUUUUCAAUGCUGUUCAGGAGUAUCGGCAGCGUCAUUUGGAUUCUAGUUGUGAUACUUGGAAUGAGAGGGAACCGCUCUUUCACCUUCCUCGUUUUUCAGCCUCAACUGAGGCAAAUGGCGAGGUUUCAAAAAGAAACAUGCCUACUGCUCUCAGUUCAGUGCCAUCUGCUCCUGCUCAACAACCGCCUAAGAAGACAUUGGCUGCUUCCAUUGUGGAAAAUGUCAAGAAGCAAUCAGUUGCUUUAGUCCCAAAAGAUAUUAGCAAGUUAGCACGGAGGUUUUUUCCUCUGUUCAAUCCAACACUAUUUCCUCAUAAGCCACCUCCUGCAGCUGUGGCAAAUAGAGUCCUUUUUACUGAUUCAGAAGAUGAAUUGUUGGCUUUGGGAAUGAUGGAAUAUAAUACAGAUUGGAAGGCAAUUCAGCAGCGCUUUCUUCCUUGCAAAUCUAAGCACCAGAUUUUUGUUAGGCAGAAAAAUCGCUGCUCAUCAAAAGCACCGGAAAAUCCCAUAAAGGCAGUUAGGAGAAUGAAAACCUCUCCAUUGACUUCUGAGGAGAUAGAAUGCAUACAAGAGGGACUCAGGGUUUUCAAACAUGAUUGGAUGUCAGUAUGGAGAUUUAUUGUCCCACAUAGGGAUCCAUCCUUACUACCCCGACAGUGGCGGAUUUCCCUUGGAACUCAGAGGUCUUAUAAAUUAGAUGCUGCUAAAAAAGAAAAACGACGGAUAUAUGAAUCAAAUAGAAGAAGGUGUAAAACUGCAGAUUUGGCUAACUGGCAAGUGAUAUCUGACAAAGAGGACAAUCAUGUUGACAGUACUGGCAGGCAAAAUAAUAGUGGAGAUGAUUAUGCAGAUAAUGCAAGUGAAGCUUACGUUCAUCAGGCAUUUUUAGCAGAUUGGAGACCAGAUGCCUCAUGUCUUAUUCCAUCUGAGCAUCCCUGCUUAAAUGUUAACGGAAAAGAUCUUCCUAGUGGCGCAUUGCUAAGAGAGGGUACUCAAAUAAGGGAGCAAUCCAAGAUUGAUAAUAUGCACGGGUUUCCAUAUGCCCACUAUUACCAAUAUUCUCAUAAUAUGUCUCACUUUUCUCAUGUUAGACAUUGCCCUCCUAACUCUGUGCAACUGAAUCAUCAAGUUUCUGAUACAGCGCAGAAUGCUGCCAAGUCUCCUAUUUAUUUGCGACCGUACCGGACUCGUAGAACUGAUGGUGCAUACUUAGUGAAAUUGGCUCCAGACUUGCCCCCUGUAAAUCUUCCACCAACUGUACGUGUAAUUUCCCAGGCAGCUUUCAAAAGCAACCAAUGCAGAGUGCCUAUCAAGGUAUCUGCCUCAGGAGGUAGUACUGGUGAUGCUAGAAAAGUAAAUACAGUUCAUCAGCUUCCUCAAGUUGCAAACUUGAGAACCACUAGUUCAGCAAAAGCUGCAAGGGAUAAAAGCAAUCAAGUGACAGAUAAUGUCACAAAUUCAUGUCCAGAAGGGCUUACAAGUUCACGAGCCGAAGAAUCUGCCAUUGUCCAUGAUAGAUGUAGUGCUGAAUCAGAUCUUCAAAUGCAUCCGUUACUGUUCCAGGCCCCUGAAGAUGGGCGUGUAUCAUAUUUUUCGUCAAACUGCACUGCUGGUACUUCUAGUUCUUUUACAUUCACUUCAGCAAACCAGCCUCAAUUGAAUCUGAGUCUGUUUCAAAGUCCAAAUCAAGCAAGUCAUUUUGCUGAUUACUUUAAUAAAUCUUCAAAGACAAAGGAAUCCUCUUCAGCAUCAUGUGGGAUUGACUUCCAUCCUCUUUUGCAAAGAACUGAUGAAGAAAAUAGUGACCUUGCCACAGCAUGCUCCAAUACACAUGGAUUUGUUUGUUUGGGAGGCAAAUCUGCUCAAUUACAAAAUCCUUUAAAUGCUGCUCAGAUUACAUCAUUGGUCAAUAGUGGCCCAUCUGCUACUGGCUCAAAACCCUCUAUUCCUAAUGAGAAAGCUAAUGAGCUGGACUUGGAAAUUCAUCUGAGUUCUACAUGUACAAAAGAGAAAGCUAAGGGAAAUGGAGUUGGUGGGGCAAAUAAUCAACCUAAGUCAACAUUAAGUGCAUCAAAUGCGGGAAAUACAAUUGAAAAACACAAAACUAACUGUUCAUGCCACCACCAGAGUUCAAAUUGUCCCCUUCAGAACAACCUUGUUUCCAGUGCUGAUGCAUCAGCUGUCCCAAUCAACAAUGACAGCAGUUGCAACAUGGAUGAUCUAGGAGACCAGUCUCACCCAGAGAUUGUGAUGGAACAGGAAGAGUUGAGUGACUCUGAUGAAGAAACUGAAGAACAUGUAGAGUUCGAGCGCGAGGAGAUGACUGAUUCUGAUGGGGAGGAGGGUUUGGGCUGUGAACCAAUUGCAGAAGUGCAUGAUAAGGACUUUCCUAGUUUGGCAGCAGAAGAAGUUACAGCUGAUGCAGAUUGUGGUGAUGAGCAAUGUGAGUGGAGGAGUCAUGUUCAUCCUCAGGCCAAUACUUCUAUCCCUGGGGAAAGCAGUCCUUUCUUAAAGUUGGGUCUUACAAGCCUGGAGAAAGACGCUACUAGUAACUCUUGGUUAACUUUAGAUUCACGCCCACCUGUUGAUCUUCCGAGCACUAAGGCUAGGUAUGAAGAGUGUACAAUCAGCGUUUGUCCUAUUUCCAAAAACUUGGCUUCAUGUCGUCCCAGUAGAUCCUGCAAGAAGACUGCACCAAGCGUGAAAACAAUUGCAACAGAGGGUAAUGUUAUAGACAUGGCACAACAACUCAGCCUUGGUCCUCUUGCUGUUUCCUCAUUGAAGAAACCCAGGAAGCGAUCUUGUCGAACAAAUACGGGUUCAAGCACGGGAAUGAAAACUGAAAAUCCCAGCUAUGACCAAGAGAAGUUUGAUUGAUUGUAGCUUGACUAGCUUCUUUGAUAAUCAGCUGUCAGAAUUUCCCACAAGAAAAAGGCAGAUUUAGUUGAUAGUCUGAAUUGGUUAUCGUUUCUUGGAUUUCAACAGCCCAAUUAACAAUUGAGCUUGUGGAGUCAGGUCUCAAGUAUCAAAGCAGCAGAGAAAUGGACUGUGUGGACUCUGGAGGCAGCUUCACAUUCUCGCUAACUCAUUUUUCGUGGUGCUCUUGUGAUUUAUAUGCCCACUCCACUGGAGGUACCAGGUCCAGGGAGGGGUUUUGUUUCUGCGGGUUCACUGUGUUAAUUUUAUUGUGAAUAUGUUUUAGUUCAUUAAAAUUAGUAAAUGUGUCGUUUCUUCAAGGGUUAUGUUAGUGUACAUGUUUUUUUGCUUGUAGAUUCAUUCUAUUGGCACUCCCAAAUUGGGCGGAAUGGGCUAUUGUGAAUAUUUUUUUCUUUCAAGAGAACAUAAUGUAGUUUAAAGAGAUCAAUGAAAAAUGAACAUAAUUAUUCGUGCGCCA
Molecule: messenger RNA, 5029 nt
Organism: Manihot esculenta (cassava)
Lineage: Eukaryota; Viridiplantae; Streptophyta; Magnoliopsida; Malpighiales; Euphorbiaceae
Exons: 9
Coding region: 190-4512 (1440 amino acids)
Biological process (GO): regulation of DNA-templated transcription
Cellular component (GO): nucleus
Molecular function (GO): transcription coregulator activity
Source: RefSeq, a predicted model, not a curated record